Physcomitrium patens is the source of this 1788-nucleotide messenger RNA. The record is from RefSeq and is a predicted model, not a curated record. Lineage: Eukaryota; Viridiplantae; Streptophyta; Bryopsida; Funariales; Funariaceae.
AUGAACCGGGGUAAUCGGUCUAGCAUGAUGGAGAACACGGGUUCCCGUGACGGGAACAUAGUACCCUCACUUGGGAACAAGUUCGGGAACUUCGUCUUGCCCCUGCCUACCACAUCCGAGUUGCCAUUCCGACGACUGCGAGAAAACAUCAACGCGUUAACCGAGCGUAUUGAAGUAGCACGGAGGGAAGCGUGGCGUGGAUUGUCAGCUCGUGGAAGUGUUGCAGCAGCGCGGACGGGCAGGAUCGGACAUUUUGAGGGAUGGAGAGAUGAAUUUGUUGCGGUGGAUCGUAUGUUUUGGAGUCUGUGCACGAAGUCACGGCUGUCGAUUGCUGCGGGGAGCGUGGUACAGAUCUAUGGAGGGGUAUUUGGUUUAAUUGUUUGACGUGGAGUUGCUGGGACUCAAGAAAGAUUUUUGACAGGGCUAUCAGAGGUGUUCAGAAGGGACGACAAAGACCAGCAUGUCAACAGAGGGAGGACUGCAUGUUCUUGAUGGAUCUCAGAUCAGAAAUGCAUUACCCGAUCUUCAAUCGAGGAACAGUUUUUCUAAGAAUGAUGAAGGGUCGAAAGGGUAUCUGACACCAUCUGAGAUGCGGCAGGCUGCGGAAGCAGAAGCAGCCGCUCUUCUCUUAGGUGUCCAACUUUCCUCAAAGAUUUUUGAAAAUGCUGCAUCAAAACUUCCAACUGAAGAUUCUGCAGAGAUCACGGAGGACGUGUUUUCCAGUACUCUGCAGAGUUAUCUAACAGCAAUUGCUGAUGCUUUAGAAGAUGAGCCGGUAGUAGUGUCAGUACUAGACGGCUCAGCAAUUAAGGCUUUGCUAGAAGAUGAAGAUGAUUUUGCGAUGGUUGCCGAGGAUCUGUUUGAGAAGUUAGACACUGAUGAGAGUGGCAAGCUGAGCAGCAAAGAGCUUCGACCUGCCAUUAUGCAGCUGGGCGUUGAGCAGGGUGUCCCUCCUGCCGCAGCUACUACUGAAGCGGAGGAAUUGGUUACCAAGUUGAUCAACAAGUACGGCCAGGGAACCGAGGAGCUUGGACAAGCUCAAUUUGCUGCAUUAUUGCAAGAUGUCCUUCAGGAUAUGGCCGAGUCUCUUGCAGAGAAACCUAUCACAAUUGUACGAGAUGUGAAAAUGCUCAACGGCUCUCAUUUGCGAAAGAUGCUGGCUGAUGAGAAGGCAUUCAAGGAAAUGGCAGAUAACAUGUUUAAUGACCUAGAUGUCAACAAAGAUCAACGCUUGAGCAAGGCUGAAAUCAGACCAUUAUUUGAACAACAAACUGCAGCGUGGGGUCUACCUCCCGUUGGUGAUUCGGACACAGAAGAACUAUUUGACGAGGUUUUCAAGGCCGUUGACUCAGACAAAAGUGGGGAAGUUGAAAAGCCUGAGUUUGCAGUUCUUGUCAAGACUCUCCUUGCGGAUUUUGCGGAAACGUUGCGGCUCAACCCAAUACUAGUGGAGAUAGAAACUGCCUCUCGUUGAAGCAUCGAGUCAUAGUUCUGGGGGAGCGAUGUUUUCUAAAGUCGUAGUCCAUUUUUGGAUAAGAUGACUUUGCACCCAGAGUUCUUGUGAAACGUGACACCAGGUAUGAUGAAGGCUUGAUGAUAUUUUAGAGUGACAAUUUUAUGUGGCUAGAGGCUCAUGAGGUCGUGAGAUCGAAGUGGAAAUGAUUUGUGAAAGCUACUUCGACCUGGGUAGCUUUUCUAAGCUAGGAUAGUUAUAUGAAAAAGAUAAUUAAACUUCAAGCGGAUCAAUAUAGCUCACAGAAUCCAUUCUUCGUUUCUGUUUCCUGAGAA